UUCUCUCAAAUGCUCCCUCUCAUCCGGGCGCACAUUCGGCAGCUCGGCUUCGAUACAGCUCCUCCCCUAUGUGGUGGCUCCCGUGACCAGCUCCUUGAACGUGAACAGUUUAGCUGAAGAGCGCUUUUCUAAAUACCACGACAAUCUCACCGACUUCGGGAGGAGUUGGUCCUCGGUUGGAUAAGGUUUUCCCGCUCCGUGUGUUGGACCAAAGUCUCUAACUAUACCAGCAAUGGAUACUUGGCUUGGCUUCUGCCCAGGCUUGCACUUAACUCUGUGUACCUGGCUUCUGAUCUCCGCUCAUACCCAGCUAAAUGCCAAGGCGGAGAUAACUUGCGCAUCGUGCCAGUCGCUGGUCCAGCUACACCUGACGGAAUUACAGCUGGAUAUCGGUACGCACGCGGCUGAUGGUACGAGGCAGGCGGCCAAAGCUCUGGAACAGGUCCGGCUGGAGCGGCAGCUACUCGGAGUUACUGACCAAAAUACUGGAGUACCAAGCGACACCCAACAGGCAGGUGUUAUUGUGAAUGAGCCGAGAUUCACUGACGAUGGAAUUACCCCAAAAGUCGCUCUGGAAGAUUUAACUGGGUCUAGUGAAAACGAAGAAAUGUACCGUGGUGAAUAUAAUAUUGGGGUGAAUGAUUUGGGUAAAGUCAAUAAUGGUGCUGAGGAUGUUGCGUUACGGAGAGCGAAGCGAAGCGGUCCCGAACCUCCCGAGUUUAGGGAGAGCCUUAGGACCGGUGGCCCCGGUUUGGAAGGAGAGACAUCGGAUGAGAGAAGGAGUCCUGGUCCUUUACUGGACGGACACAGACUGGGCCGAUCCGAAUUCAAGUGGAACAGGGACGAGGGUCGAGGGACUUCCAGAGGUGAUGAUCCCAAACUAAGCAGCACUACUUUCGCCUUGACCGGGGACUCAGCGCAUAACCACGCAGUGGUUUACUGGUCGGGGCAAAACAGCAGCGUGAUCCUGAUUCUGACCAAACUCUACGACUUUCACCUGGGGAGUGUUACAGAGAGCACCUUGUGGAGAUCAACAGACUAUGGAUCCACCUAUGAGAGGAUGAAUGACAAAGUGGGAUCUAAGACUGUGCUGAGUUACCUGUAUGUCUGUCCAUCCAACAAGAGAAAGAUAAUGGUGCUGACAGACCCGGAGUUUGAGAGCAGUGUGCUCAUCAGCUCAGAUGAAGGAGCGAGCUAUCAGAAAUACCGCCUCAGCUUCUACAUUCUAAGCCUUCUGUUCCAUCCAACACAGGAGGAUUGGGCUCUAGCCUACAGCCACGACCAGAAGUUGUACGCCUCCCUGGACUUUGGGAGAAAAUGGCAGCUGGUUCAUGAGCAUGUGAACAGGUUCUACUGGUCUGUAACGGGUCUGGACAAGGAAUCUGAUCUGGUUCACAUGGAGGCACACACCCCCAAUGGACGUAUACAGUAUGUAACAUGCCAGGCUCUAACAUGCUCAGAGCCCAACAGAAACUACCCAUUCCCUGGAUACAUCGACAUCAGCUCACUGGUUGUCCAAGAUGACUAUAUGUUUAUUCAGGUUACUACAGCAGGACAGGCCAGCUACUACGUAUCCUACCAGAGGGACCCAUUCCUCAAAAUUAAACUGCCCAAAUAUUCUCUGCCUAAGGACCUCCACAUCGUCAGCACAGACGAGCACCAGGUCUUCGCGGCAGUACAGGAGUGGAACCAGAAUGACACGUACAACCUGUACCUCUCCGACACCCAGGGCAUCCUCUUUACCCUGGCCAUGGAGAACGUCAAGACCACCCGCGGCCUGGGGGGCAACCAGAUGCUGGACCUGUAUGAGGUAGCAGGUAUCAAAGGCAUGCUGAUCGCAAACAGGAGGCUGGACAACCAGGUGAAGACCUACAUCACCUACAACAAGGGCCGUGAUUGGAGGUUACUGCAGGCCCCGGCGACAGACCUGGCUGGCAACGACAUCCACUGUAUACUGCCCUUCUGUUCGCUCCAUCUCCAACUGCAGACGUCUGAAAACCCCUACCUGUCAGGCAGCAUAUCAACCAAGGCCUCAGCACCGGGAAUCAUAGUGGCCACAGGGAAUAUUGGGUCUGAGCUGUCGUACAAUAACGUUGGAAUGUUCAUCUCGUCUGAUGCUGGUAACAACUGGAGACAAAUAUUCGAGGAGGAACACAACGUCUGGUUUCUGGAUAAAGGAGGAGCCCUUGUUGCUGUGACACAACCAACCGUCCCCACUAGACAUUUACAAAUCAGUUUUGAUGAAGGGCGUCAGUGGACCAGACACAGCUUCUCCUUGGUGCCUCUGUUCGUGGAUGGGAUGCUGGUGGAGGCCGGGACAGAGAACCAGAUCAUGACGUUUUUUGGACAUUUCAGCCAUAGGUCUGAGUGGCAGCUUAUCAAGAUAGACUACAAGUCCAUAUUCAACAGGAAAUGUACAGAAGGAGACUAUCAGACGUGGCACCUUCACAACAAGGGCGAGCCGUGUGUGAUGGGCCAGAAACAGAUCUAUAUGAAACGCAGACCAGGAAACUAUUGCAUGCUGGGAAAAGACUACGCCAAAGUUCUCUCUGCUGAGUCGUGUAUCUGUCGGGCCCACGACUUUGAGUGUGAUUAUGGCUAUGAACGGCGUAGAGAAGGGAACUGUCUACCAGCGUUCUGGUUCAACCCAGCUGUUGUAUCAAGGAGCUGCAGCCAAGGACAGAAGUACCUCAACAGCACAGGGUACCGAAGAGUGGUGUCCAACAACUGCAUCAAGGGAGUCAAGGACAUGUACACACCCAGGAAGCAGAUGUGUCCCAACAGGGCUCCAAAAGGCCUUUCUCUCUCCACCAGAGAGGGCACGCUUACCGCUGACCUGCACACUAACGUCACCUUCCUUGUGCAUCUGGAUGAGUCCUUACUUGAGACUUUACUUGCUUUCCAGGGGGACUCAAUGAGAACCAACAUCCAACUGGAUUUUGGAGAUGGCACGGCAGUCUCCUACUCCAACCUGAGCUGGAUCGAAGAGGGUAUCAGACACAUUUAUAAGACGGCUGGGAUAUUCCGUGUCUCGGCCUUGGCGGAGAACACCCUGGGGUUUGAUACUACCACCUUGUACCUCCAUGUUACAUGUCCUGUUGAACAUGUCCAGUUGCUGGCUCCAUUUGUGGCCAUCAAGAACAAGGAAGUAAACCUAACAGCAGUGGUCUGGCCCAUCCACUCCAGGACCGUCACCUACUUCUGGUGGCUGGGGAACAGCACUGAGCCGGUGAUCAGCUUAGACGGGAGCAUCUCGUACACCUUCACCAGCGAGGGAAUGAACACUGUUACGGUCCAAGUGUCUUCAGCCAACACCAUACUGCAAGACACCAAGACGAUAGCAGUCCAAGAGUUCUUCAAAUCUCUGCUUUUAUCUUUCUCCCCUAAUCUGGAUGAGUACAACCCUGACGUCCCCGAGUGGAGACAGGAUGUGGGGAGAGUUAUUAAGAAGGCUCUGCUCCAAGUAUCAGACUUUCCAGAGGAUCAGCUGUUGGUUGCAGUGUUUCCAGGGGUGCCAACGGCCGCUGAGCUCUUCCUGUUACCACACAAGAACCAAUCAGAGGGCAGGAAAAAGAGCGAGGAGGAGCUAGAGCAGAUCUCUGAGAUACUUGCUAGCGCUCUGAACCAGAAUCUGGUGGAGUUUGAGCUAAAGCCAGGAGCAAGAGUAAUUGUUUACAUCACUCAGCUAACUUUGGCACCCUUGGUGGAUUCCAGCCCGAGACACAGCAGUUCAGCCAUGCUGAUGCUCCUAUCAGUGGUAUUCCUGGGUUUAGCAGUGUUUCUCAUCUACAAAUUCAAGAGAAAAAUCCCCUGGAUUAACAUAUACGCGGAAGUGAACCAGGAGAAAGAGCAGGAGAUGAUCGGUUCAGUCAGCCAGAGCGACAGCACGCCUAAGAUCACCCUCAGUGAGUUCUCUACGCCCAAAGAAGUCAUGGAGAAGGAGAUGGACGCCAGAGUUAAACGGCGAAUUGGGAAUGCCUGCGAGAGCACAAGGGAGAUUCCAAACUGUACUAGCGUGUAAAGCCGAGGAAGGAAUGCAACAAAUGUGUACAGACAAAGUAUUGCCAUUUUAAGGGUUCCCUCUUUUUUUGGUUUCUUUUGAAAUUUCUCAAACACAACCCCAAUGUUAAUAGUUUUCUAAGGACCUGGUUUAUACUGAUGAGCAUGGGUGUCUUGCUUGAUAGCAUCUAUGUGGCGAAUCUGAAAUCCACUCAACGAGACAAGUUUCAAUUACAAGUAUGAGCUUCUUAGGCCUACUGUUACACAAUUUGGAUUACAAAGAAACGUUACAUUUUCAGUCCGUAAUUGUCUUAUUUCAUGGACUUUUAUCAAAGCCUUUUUCAAAACCUACGAAGAGAGUUAUGUACAUUUCUUAAUGUUUUACUUUUCAUGAGGUAUAAGAGUUUUUGUCUGUAUGGGCCAUCAUGUCUAGGUCUCCGAUCUAACAGGGAAUAUUAUUGAAAAUGUACCAUAUUAUCUUCAGAUAUCAGUUAUCGCUCUGUAUAUACAAUAUGUAUGUUUACUUUUCACACGCUUCUAGUAAAAGUACAAUGCCGAACACAGGAGAUCUAGUCAUGGCCUGUUAUCAGUUCUUAAAAGUGUGUUAAAAAGCAAGAUGUUACUUAUAGAAAGAGUCCAACUUUGUUUUUAAUGACGUCCUUGACUUGUGCAUGUUAUUAUUAAGGACAAGAUGUAUGUGUUGUAGAUAAGCAAGUGUUGUAAAUAGUUAUUUUCUAUUCAUUAAAAGAGCUCAGUCACUUUUACAUACAGUA
Salmo salar (Atlantic salmon) is the source of this 4772-nucleotide messenger RNA. NCBI's taxonomy places the organism in Eukaryota, Metazoa, Chordata, Actinopteri, Salmoniformes, Salmonidae. The record is from RefSeq and is a predicted model, not a curated record.